AUGGCUUCUCCAAACCCGCUUGCAUUUGAAGCCGCCACAGCAGCCCACGAGGUGGCAGCUAGUUACGUGACCCAGCAUAAACCGCGCAAAAACGACAACAUAAACUUCGCCAAUUUCAAUCAGGACUUCUCGUGCGUGUCAGUAGGAUACGCCAACGGCUAUAAAAUCUACAAUUGCGAGCCCUUUGGACAGUGUUACUCCAAAUCUGACGGUAGUAUUGGAAUAGUGGAGAUGCUUUUCAGUUCCUCCUUGCUCGCGAUAGUAGGAAUGGGCGAACAACACUCGCUCUCUCCCCGAAGACUGAAGAUCAUUAACACCAAAAGGCAAACAACGAUCUGCGAACUGACAUUUCCCGGGGCCAUUUUAGCCGUGAAGCUCAACCGUGAACGUCUGGUGGUCUUGCUCGAAGAAACCAUCUACAUCUACGAUAUCAACAGUAUGCGCUUACUCCACACCAUUGAGACGCCGCCCAACCCGAACGGCCUGAUUGCAUUAUCUCCUUCGAGCGACAACAAUUAUCUUGCUUAUCCAUCUCCGCAGAAACUGGCACCUAACCCGCAGACAGAUAUGGCUUCACAUUCGAACGGCCAAACGGUGAGGAACGGAGACGUGAUCAUUUUCGAUGCCAAGACUCUGCAGCCAACAAGCGUCAUUGAGGCACACAGAACAUCCUUAGCGGCAAUGGCCCUGAGCAAAGACGGCUUACUCCUUGCCACAGCGAGCGACAAGGGCACCAUUAUAAGGGUGUUUUCUGUGGCCACGGGUAUCAAACUGUAUCAAUUUCGAAGAGGAACGUAUCCAACAAAAAUAUACUCGCUGGCUUUCAGUCCUGACAAUAGAUUUGUGAUUGCAAGUUCAGCUACAGAAACCGUUCAUAUUUUCCGUCUAGGCGAGGAAGAGGCUGCCAAUACAAUUAAGUCAGCAAACAAAAAGGCCAGACUUACAAAGGCCCAGGCUCCGAAUCCUCUGGAGACUUCGCCAGAUAUAUAUCCACACAACCAGCACACGAGUUCCGACGAGGACGAGGAGCUGAAUGAAGACGAGGAAGAUUUGGACGGAGACGAAGACGACGACCUUGAAGACGAUGCACACGUGCCAGUGUCGCUACAGCGUGGGAGAUCGUCGUCUUCUGCCGGCUCUUUCCACAGCUCGGAGUCGAUCACCGACAAACUGAAGGAGCCCCUUGUGGACAAUUCUCGAAAAUCCGUUGCUCGAAUGCUGCGUCGCACGUCCCAGAGCCUAGGUCGGAAGGCUGCGGAGAAGAUGGGCACGUACCUGCCUCCAAAGUUCUCGUCUAUACUGGAACCGAACCGGCAUUUUGCGUCGCUGAAAGUGCCUGCUUCCAAGGAGACCAAGACCGUUGUUGGAGUUGGGGGCAAGAUCUGGGACGACUUGAUUCCCAGCGUGUACCUGAAAGAUGAUGCCAGCUCUAUUCCUGAGACGUCCGAAGACUUGGUGAACAAGAAACUGGUGCACAUCAUGGUGAUCACUAGCGAGGGGUUCUUCUAUAAGUUUGGGCUCGACCCGGAGAGAGGAGGCGACUGCGUCCUUCUCCACCAGCAGAGUCUCUUUGGCUAG
Messenger RNA from Ogataea angusta, 1578 nucleotides. RefSeq lists its product as uncharacterized. Gene Ontology annotation, molecular function: phosphatidylinositol-3-phosphate binding; phosphatidylinositol-3,5-bisphosphate binding; protein binding. The record is from RefSeq and is a predicted model, not a curated record. Gene Ontology annotation, cellular component: extrinsic component of membrane; cytosol; phagophore assembly site membrane. NCBI's taxonomy places the organism in Eukaryota, Fungi, Ascomycota, Pichiomycetes, Pichiales, Pichiaceae. Bases 1 to 1578 code for a protein of 525 amino acids. The transcript has a single exon. Gene Ontology annotation, biological process: protein localization to phagophore assembly site; autophagy of mitochondrion; protein lipidation.